AGUUACAAAUGAAAACUUCCGCCAUCAACAGGACUACAAAUGUAGUCCAGGUUCCUUUAGACUGGCUGACAGCCUCUUUCAACUGCAACAGCGGAAAACUCGUCACAACAACCGCCGCGAGGACUCCCUGCGUGUUACUCUGAAAAGAUGAGUCUGCGAGAAAUCAGUGAGAACGUGAAGCUGGCCCGUGAAUACGCCUUGCUGGGAAACUACAGCUCAGCCAGUGUUCUCUAUCAUGGGUUGCUCGAACAAAUCAAAAAGUAUGUGUACACGGUGCGAGACAGCAGUUUUCAGCAGAGAUGGCAGCAGUUGUGGCAGGAAAUAAAUGAAGAGAAUCAGCAGGUUCAGGACAUUAUGUCGACUCUGGAGAACUUCCAGCUGAACGCAACACCCGCUAAACCCAGCAACCACGACGACUGUGAGAUUAGGCCUGUGCAUGUGGAGCCGAGACAUUCUCCAUUACCCGUUAGACGCUCUGCUAACCCCUAUAAAGAGAGCAAACCUCCCAACAACCGGCUGAGUGUGGCUGUGAGGGCCCAGCAGAGGCACUCUCCUCGGGGAGGCAACGGGGAGAGGAGCAAACCUUCCAAAGGCAAAGAAAAGAAGGAGGCAAAAGAGGCAAAGGACACCUCUGGUAGAGCGAAGGACGAGAAGAACAAAGCCGGUGUCCAGGAGAAAGAACUGAAACGGUUUGAUGGGACAGGCUAUGAUAAAGACCUCGUAGAAGCCCUGGAGAGGGAUAUUAUCUCUCAGAAUCCAAACGUUAAAUGGGACGACAUUGCUGACUUAGAAGAUGCAAAAAAACUCUUGAAAGAAGCGGUGGUGUUGCCGAUGUGGAUGCCUGCAUUUUUCAAAGGCAUACGAAGACCAUGGAAGGGAGUGCUUAUGGUGGGACCUCCAGGUACGGGAAAAACACUUCUGGCUAAAGCAGUUGCUACUGAAUGCAGAACCACAUUCUUCAACGUCUCCUCGUCUACUCUCACCUCCAAGUACAGAGGAGAGUCUGAGAAACUCGUUCGCCUUCUCUUUGAAAUGGCUCGUUUUUACGCUCCCACGACAAUCUUCAUUGACGAAAUUGACUCCAUGUGCAGCCGCAGAGGGACGUCAGAGGAACAUGAAGCCAGCAGGAGGGUCAAGGCAGAACUACUGGUGCAAAUGGAUGGUGUCGGUGGUGCAUCUGAGAAUGAUGACCCAUCGAAGAUGGUGAUGGUGCUGGCUGCCACCAACUUCCCGUGGGACAUUGAUGAGGCUCUGAGGAGACGGCUGGAAAAAAGGAUCUACAUCCCUCUCCCUUCAACUAAAGGACGAGUGGAGCUGCUCAGGAUCAAUCUAAAAGAGCUAGAGCUGGCCGGCGACGUGGACUUGGACAAGAUAGCGGAACAGAUGGAGGGUUACUCAGGAGCUGACAUCACUAAUGUCUGCAGGGACGCCUCUCUGAUGGCCAUGAGGCGAAGAAUCGAGGGCCUCACUCCAGAGGAGAUCCGCAACAUUUCCAGGGACGAGAUGCACAUGCCCACCACCAUGGAGGACUUUGAGUCAGCCCUGAAGAAAGUGUCCAAAUCCGUUUCUGCAGCUGACCUGGAGAAGUACGAAAAGUGGAUUGAAGAGUUCGGGUCCUGCUGAAAGGAAAAUGGCAUGAGUGUGUGUGUGUGUGUGUGUGUGUGCUGCGUUUGAGUGACAGGGAGUAUGACUGUCGGUUGGUGUGGCUGUAUUCUUCUGAAUCAGUCAGUGAUUGUGAUGAAGGCAGCUCUAUUACAGUAGCUACAUAAGUGCACUUGAAGAUGUUCCGGUAAUGUUAUGCAAAAGUCUUAAAAAGAGAAAAGCUUGAAAAAUGAAGGACCAUGAACUCAUCACGUGUUCAUCAUGAAAGACAAAUCAGAUGGAGCUGAUAAAACGUUACAUGGUCCCUGUAACACUGACAGGAGUUCAUUUCCAGACCUUUUACUACUACUACUACUGCUAAGUGUCAUAAUAUCUUUGCACCGUUGUAUUUAUUAGUGGGAUUAUUAAGAGACAAUCAAACCUGACUUUUUUCUUCUCUUUUUGUUGCACUUUGAUUUUAUGUGGAACCAUGUGGUUCUUUCACAUUUUUUGGUGAUGUACUAUCUUAGGAACAUAACACUUUUCUAUAAAUAAAGUUAAUAAUGGACACUAA
Molecule: messenger RNA, 2155 nt
Organism: Mugil cephalus (flathead mullet)
Lineage: Eukaryota; Metazoa; Chordata; Actinopteri; Mugiliformes; Mugilidae
Product: katanin p60 ATPase-containing subunit A1
Exons: 11
Coding region: 148-1623 (491 amino acids)
Biological process (GO): microtubule severing
Cellular component (GO): microtubule cytoskeleton
Molecular function (GO): ATP binding; ATP hydrolysis activity; microtubule binding
Source: RefSeq, a predicted model, not a curated record